AUGAAGAUGUACCUCAUCUCCAAGGGGUUAUGGGAAGCGGUUGAAGCCACAUCUGGCGUCACCGAGGCGAAGGAGAAGCAGGCGCACGCGGCGAUUGUGCUCAACUUGAGCGAUACUCAGCUCGUGCAGGUCAUUACAACAAGUAGUGCACGCGAAGCAUGGGGAGCACUCGCGCGAGUUCAUCGGACCCAGGACAUGACAAGUCGGCUGUGGCUAAAGGAGAAGUUUGCGACAUUCAAGUUUACGGCAUCGGACGUGAGCGCCCACAUUACGGAGCUGGAGCGGCUCGUGCUGGAAAUGAAUGGAGCUUCGUGUGGACCAAGUGAAGAAGAUACGUGUGCAACGUUGCUACGAAGUCUCCCGGCGCAAUACGAGGGUCUGGUGCAGGCUUUUGCAUGA
Messenger RNA from Peronospora matthiolae, 399 nucleotides. Lineage: Eukaryota; Oomycota; Peronosporomycetes; Peronosporales; Peronosporaceae. The record is from the annotation of a GenBank genome assembly.